AUGAGCAUCCAGCAACGCUCAACAGCCGAUAUACCAACAUGUGGCCCCGAGCCACAAGCCUGUAUAUGCCCAGCUGGUUCAUUCUUCCAAGCAUCCAGCAGCUAUGCCAUCUAUCCGGUAGCUGCUAAAGAAAUCACUCGAGUCACCGGGCAAUUCCUAAACACCGCAUGGUUUGGAACCAGCCCGGACCAUGUCACCGGCUCAAGCACAACGCCUGGUGCCAAGCGAUUCCUCUACGCUGGUCUUCCCGGUGGAAGUAGCGAAUAUCUCAUCACCGAACAGUUGACCAAGUUCGAGCCUCGCACCACCCGCGGAAGAACCAAUGUUGGGUAUUACAUGAAGUUCCAGAUGGCGGAUGCACCGCUCACUUACAACAAAACGGAUGGCACUCAGGGCCUAUUGGCUGGAAGCUGGGAUAUUGUUGAUGUUAGGGAGAUCAAUGGGCAGACAUUGAUGCUUUGGAGCAUCUACGUUUGCUUUGGCGACGCAUAUGAUAUUCAGGGCUUCCACGAGUCGGCCAUGAAGAAUGUCACCCAGAUAUUGAAGCAAGAACGCAAGAUGCGUGGUGAUAUGAUCGGCCCAAUAUCUUUUUAA
Paraphaeosphaeria sporulosa is the source of this 594-nucleotide messenger RNA. RefSeq lists its product as uncharacterized. The coding region runs from base 1 to 594 and encodes 197 amino acids. The record is from RefSeq and is a predicted model, not a curated record. The transcript has 2 exons. Lineage: Eukaryota; Fungi; Ascomycota; Dothideomycetes; Pleosporales; Didymosphaeriaceae.